AAUAAAUCCUCAUUUCUGCUCUCACAUUGUCAUUUAACAGUCCUGUCAUAAUUGACUGAAAACAUUGACUUCGAACAAGCUCUUUGUUGUAUUUCAGGCUAGACUGAGUACGUUCUGAUGCAAAAAGGAUUUUCUGACGUAAAUCCAGCACUCUAAUCAGAAACUCAAGAGGUGUCUCAUUUGCUGCCUGUGUUGCUUUGGUAAGCUGUUGAUAUAACACAGUUGCAUCUGUCUCAGCAUAAUGAGCUCUUAGUACUUGUCUCAGGUUGGUCAAAGUGAGGUCUGCUUUUCCUUCUAAAUAGCUCCUUAGCUUCAGUCCAGGGCUUAUGGCACGAACCACAGCCUCCACUAUCUCAGUUUCAGGGUAGCCCAUUCUCAAGCCACUUUCAAUCUGGUGCUCCAAACUACUGAAACUCAAGGUCUCUCUAGAUGUUGAUUCACUCACGUGACCAUUAAUCCUGAAAUCUUUGCGGAAUCCAACUGAAGAAGCAUUACAGCAGCUGUUGUUAUUGAUAGAGUCUCUCCCUCUGCGCUGAGUCCCGCUGUCUCGCAUCGUCCUGGGGGCCUCGUGGUGCUGCUCCAGCGACGCCUCCGCCGCUGUAGGUCGGUCCUCAUCCGGCGCCUGGUCCGCUGUGGCGAGCUGCUCCGUGCGUGCAGUCUCCGGGGUCGCCUGGGCUGCUGUUCCUGCACCGACAGCUGAUGACCGUGCCAAUAUCAGCGCGUCCAGCACAUCAUUUAACUCCAAUAGCACAGACAUGCCCUCGUCUUCACUUUGUAAAAGCUCAUCUCCAUCACAAAAUUCAAUUAUGAGCUUAACAAGAGCUCUGCGACUUUUACUCUUGAUAUUUUCAUUGUCUUUUGCAGUGAUAUUACAAAGUUCACAUACUCUUAGCAGUUCUUGUACAUAUAGUCCGCAUAUUUUCUGCUCCAGUUGCAACAUAAACUCUUCACGGUGCUCAGACAUGCUUGCAGAAUGUCCUUUCCCAAUGAAUAUGACCAAAAAAAAACAACACGGUUUGUGUCGCACUAGCUAGGCUUAUGUUAUAGCUUAGCCGUUAGCCUCUCGCUCUGGCACACUUUUUACCGUCUUUUUGUUGCUUUAUUUUCAGUCUCUCUCUCCAUGAGGUAAUCCAAAAAAUACAUCUCGGUGGGACCUCCAAAUGUUACACCACUUCAGAACCACUUGGUGUAGAAAAAAACGAGUCUAUUCUUGAUUUCCUCAAAAGGUUUAUUGCAGCAUAUUUCUCCUGUUGCAUUUUUCAGCGCGGCUAAAGCAUGAGCACAUUUAAUCAAAAAAAAAAGGAACAGCCUUGACCAAUCACUGGUCUUCAGAGAAAACAACCUGUUGGGUGUGGCUGCCACCUAGUGGUGCAGAUGUAUAAUUACAUCAUGUAGCCCACCUAUCCUUAUGUUAUAUAGGAAAGGGCCCUGAGUUCUUUUAGUUAUAAUCUCGUAUGAACAGUCUUACCUGACUCUCUUGGAUCUAUGUAGCAAACACUUCAAUUCCUAAGCUAAACAUUCAGUGUAAUGUGCAUAAUAAAUUAGUUUAUGGACCCUUUAAAGCAAUAACUGUAGCAGAAAUAGUUAAACUACAACAAAUCCCACUUUAAUUAAACCCAGAUUCAUGGGAAUGAAUGCACAUAAACAACAAACACAACCACAACUCAGCUUCACAUCAACCCAAUGUCAUCAUAAUAAUAAUGCCAAUACCGAAAUAAUCACAAUAACGGUUUUUCUAUUUGAAAUUGUCUCUUUGGCUAGGGUGUGCACACCAUUAAUUAGUCUCAAAGCCGGCAAUUAGUCCCAAAAAAACAAAACACAAGGCGCAGGCCUGAUACGUUGCCCGGGAUUCCUCAAAGAAACUCCACAGUUCUUCACUCAAUAAUGAGCAAACAAAGCAAUAAGCAUGAUACCUCUGUUCAGCGAACUGUCUGCGUCCAGUGACUCCUACCGGUCCUAUAACCUCGGUCCAUUAGCAGACGGAUCGACGACACACUGCAGCUCCAGCGGCGCUCUCCUCGUAUUUCCCACGUUGCCAGAGGAACUCUGAGCUUUUCCGGUCACUCAGAGCGCUAUCUGGUAUCCCUCUCGUGGUCUCCAGGUCGGACACAAUCCAGGAUAGGCUACGUGGCUAGCUGCGUUAGCUAACUGAAACCACAGUCCGAUUGUAAUGCUAAUUAGCUUAGCCGUUCACUUAGCUAAUGAACGAAAGCAUGAGUAACAGAACUUCGCUUAGAAAUUAUCUGUGGCUUACUCAGCGGUCUCGUGGCACUCUCUUCAAAGACUAUCUUACUGACAAUCUACAGCACCGAAAUAUGCAGACAAACUCAGCAAUAUAAACACAAACUCUAGCAUUAGCGCUCGCUGCCUGAACACGUGCGUCUGUCUCUCUCUGCCGUCCGCGUCGUUCCCCCCCUGUCUCUCUCGCUGCCUGUACGUCACUUCCGCAUUCACAGCUCAAAGAUCACAGGUCAAAGAACAAACAGGAUCACAACUAAAUAUUUUGAAAAUGAAAUAAAAUAUUCACAAUCAAACAUUUUAACCAUGAAUUUAACAAUGCAAGUCACAAUGAAAUGUAUGGAUUUUAACAACUGUUUAAUAAACUAUUUAUUGUUGACUAUUUAAUAUUUAUUUAUUCAAAUGUACUUCCUAUCCCUGAUUUUAUUAAACCGUAUUCCAACACUACUACACAAAGUUUGAAACUUUUAGCCUGGCUUCAAUCAUAAAAUAAACAGUUGAACUUUUAGCAUUAAACAAUUAAUUAUAAACGUUUUAGCAAUAUUUGGACAUUGUUUAGCAUAUCACUUAUUCAAGUGCUACAUCUACAGAUACAGACCCAUACCCGUAGCCUGUGGCCUACGGAUACGGCACUUUCCCUUACUAUAAAUAUUAAUGAGACGUACAUGAAUAUUAAUGAGCCGGCUGAUGAACGCGCUUUGUGAUUGGCUAGUAAUCCGACGUACAUAAAUAUUAAUGACCGGCUUGGUAAUCCGAGUGAUGAAAACGCUUCCGUGAUUCGAGGUGAAUCUGGGUGCCGAGCCUGUCAUGUCAGUCAUCUGCUGUUCUCUUUUCUAUCAUGCAUAAUGUCUUAUAAAUAUCAUUAUCUGACUUUUUCACGGACAGCGAUUUGGGGGUUGAAGUCAGCACUACUAUUAAAAAUAGCAAAACUUUUUAUUCACGUGACCCUGUUCUAAUAAAGCACAAACAGCAAACAAAACAAAUGGCGGAACUAACAGCCAGCAAACUACAAGUAUUUUUUUACCUUCAAAAGUAGCGACAGACUAUUACAUAUUAACAACCUAAACAAAACCCUGACGUAUUUUCUACGUCUGUCAACACAGACACUGCACGUCAGUCACUUUAAUGUUAGCGGACUCCGUUGAAUGGCUAAGUUACAUAACCACAAACAAAUUUCACAAUAUCACAGUAAAUCGAGUUUGUGUUUUUUUUUUUUAAUUCAUGCCGAAUUAAAGAGCUGCUCCUCACCAUUCACGAGUGUUUGUUUCAUAUUCGACAUCCUUAAUUUUAUCUUGUAAAUUAGCGUCUGAAAUUAAAUGGGAACAUUUGCAAUGGAGUUCGUCAGCCGCUUCCACCACUGAACGCGGUAAACUAAUUAAUAGGAGCUGGACUUCAAACAAUUUAGACACGGCGUCUAAAAGCGUAAAAACUGCAAUGUCUAAAGUGUGAGAGGAGACGGUGUAUUUUUGGUGAAAUUAUACAAUGUUCGCCGUCAAAGUGAUUCAUAUAAACUGCCUGUAAUGUGCAGCAAAUAGUAGUUAACCGGCGCCAACUCUUCAGUGACCUUAACGGGUCCGUACCUCGAGUACAGAUGCUACAGGUACGGGUCCGUACCUGCAGCAUCAACCUUUUCUUUAAGAACAUUCACAUAAUCCAGAGAAAUUCACUGGAUUUUGAAGUUGAUUUUUUUGUGAAUAUUCUUAAAGAAACAUGUCUAACGUUUCCUUUUUUCCACCAAAAAUGUUCAAAACUUUCCCAAAAAUGUUAAAAUGUGGACAUCAGAAGUUUCACUGUGAAAAUAUUUUUUUUUCCACAUUUUCUAACUUUAAAACGGAUCAAUCUGAGCCUCAGGACGACACGAGGGUGAACUGAAGAUCAGAUUUUUCUCUCCAUACUACAGUCCUGCUCAUCUUCUCAGAAAUCAGCAUUGAAUUUCCAGUAUUUCUGUCUAAAUGUUCUUCCUGUUUCAGGCAUUAAUGGAACAGUAAUUCCACAGGGAUCAGUAGUAGGAGCCGCUCACAUUUCAGUCUGACAGACACAUUUGAACAUUUCUAGAGUUGUCAGCCACAGAUCUGUUCUUGAUUUACAGCUUCCAUGAGGCCUGAUCCAUGAAAACUGUCUGAAAUUAGGAUCAUUAUGUCUCCAUUUGUGCCAAAUGUUUUGAUUGUAUUUGUGCUCCACAUAUUUGGUAGGGAGUCUAUCCAACCAUUGGUCAGGAACACAAUUCACUAAAAUAUGAUCAGUUUGUGUUUGCUUCUAAAUUCUCUUCUAAUAGAGUUUCUUGUUGCUGUCAUUUCUCAGUCAGCGUCUUCACUUCUUUCUGCACUUUUCCCACCUGUUCUUCCAGCUCCACUCUUUUCUUCUUGUAUUCGGUAACCUCCUCUCUCAUCACUGCUACCAGGCUGCACUUUUCCUCCAUUUUUCUGCUCAGCUCUUCCAUGUGUUUUUCCUGGAUAUCAAACCUGUUUGUCAGCAGAUUGACAGCUUCUAGGAUUUUCUUCCAGGUACCAAUGAGUAGUUGUCAUCCAAACAUCCACAAAGGAAGAGAAAAUGAGUCUCCUUUCUGUUCAGAGUCCUACACUUCAUUUAUUUAGACUAAACUUCAGAUGAAACAAACUAUGAGGGAGCGUUUGAAGAUUUCAGGAAAGUGUUGCUGCUCAGAGCUCCAUCUUACUGGAAGUCUCUCUGAUCCAACUAACAAGUCAGGACUCUCUGGGAUUCAAUCUGGGAAAAGUCAUGUUGUUGAUCCACCACUAGAUGGCAGCAGAGACUCACACACACACCUCUGUCCCCACAAACAUCAACAAUCAAUAACAAUACUGAUACAACAUCAACAAAUAAACCAAGAUUAACAAUAUUUGUGAUAGUUUUGAGUCAUAUUUUUGUAAUUUUUCAUAUUUUUUGCGGUUAUGAGGCAUAUUUCGGUCAUUUUUUAAAAUCUUUGUGGUAGUUUUAUCUCAUAUUUUUGUCAUUUUAUACAUAUUUGUGGUAGUUCUGUCUCAUAUGUCGGUCAUUUUAUGCAGAUUUCUGGUCGCUUUAUCCAUUUCUUGGUCAUUUUAUUCCUUUUUGUGAUAGUUUUAAUACUAAUAUUUAAAUGAAUCUGAUUAUUCUCCAUCAUUUCUAACACUGUUGGCUCUAAACCUUCAUAUUUCAACAUGUUAGUUUCUCUCUAUGAUCAGUAAUACUGGAGGGUCUGAACCUCAGAAUGCAAUACACUGUAAAGAGACUGAAGCUUUUACUUGGAUUUUAUUUUAGAAAUAAGUCUUGCUUUUCCUUUAGAGUGAAACAGAAACUGGUAGAGUCAACUUUUCUUCCGAUAAUUGAUUAUGGUGAUGUGUUGUAUAUGAAUGCCUCCAGUCAAUGCCUCCACAUGCUGGAUUGUGUGUCUCAUGGUACUCUGAGGUUUAUUAAAAACUGUGGAGUUUCAACUCAUCAUUGUGUCUUAUACGGUAAAGUAAAUUGGCCUUCAUUAUAUGUGCGCCGGCUUGGCCAUUGGUAUGUGCUGAUUUACAAGGCCAUUCUUCAGAUGACUCCAUCUUAUUUAUCACUCCUUUUAACUCCAUCUAAUAGGUCCUACAGUCUCCAAUCUCAGGACUUUUUACAUUUUACUGUUCCUAAGGUCAGAACAGAAAUGGGGAAGAAAGCUUUUAGAUUUUCUGCUCCAACUACAUGGAACACUUUGCAAUCAGAGCUCAAACUCCAAAGUUUGGUAUCUCUGAAUGUUUUUAAGUCUAUGAUAAACUCCAUCACACCCAGGCUUCAGGAGUGCAAAUGUCCAAUUUAACUGAAGUGUUUGACUAAUCCUUUUGAACUCUUUUCACCAAGUUUUUUUAAAAUCCAAUUGUAAAUUGUAUGUCAUUUGUAUUUUUUAACUAUAUUUGUAACGUGUUGAAACUUUAUGUGCUGCCAAUCUUGGCCAGGUCUCUCUUGUAAAAGAAAUCUUGGAUCUCAAUGGGACAAACCUGGUUAAAUAAAGGUUAUGAUGAUAAUAAUAAUAAUAAUAAUAAUAAACUGCUUCAUUUCAUUUGUCAAACCAAUCUGAUUUAUCUGCAGGAAAAACUGAUUUCAAGAAAAAGGACAUUUCUAAGUGACCUCAAACUUUUGAACAGUAGUGCAUAUUUAUUUAAUGUCAUAUUUUUUUUAAAUUAGACAUGCAAGAUUAUAAGUAUAUAAGUGUGUAUAAGUAUAUAUAAGUUAUAUUGAUGAUAGCUCGUGUCCUUGUUCCUCUUUUAGCACACAUCACACAGUAUUACAUUGAAUAAGAACAUUCAAUCAUCAAAUCCAAUCAUUUUCAUAACAAGCUGCUGUGGAGGCAAAACCUUUUUGUUCUUUGCAAUAAAUCUUUUCUUAAUUUAUUCAGAGCUCUGAAGGUACAGGUGACACAGAGUGCAAAGCAGUCUAUGUGUCAAGUCAAACUGGAAGGAGCUGAGAACUCAAAGGAGAAGCAUUUACGCACAGGUCCUACACUCAGCUGGGGCGGAAACAAUCUGCGCCUGCAGGUUUGCCACCGGCGGCAUACAAGGGGACACACGCAGCACUGAGGAGGAACUGAGAAUGAAUGACCGCGUUCAAACAAAGUGUCCGUGAGUUUCUGUUGGAAAAACAUCAAGAUCUGCGGCAAACUGUGCAGGAUUGCCUUCAUCUCCAAAAUCCGUGUUGCAGCCGGUUUUUCACCUUAAUCUAUCAACUAAACGUAUGGACUUAUGGAAGUUGUCACCUCUGUAUCUCAUGAAUUUGCGACCACUGCAAAAUGAAAGAGGGAAAAGAAAGAAAGCAACUGUCUGAUUGAUGAGUGGAGUCCUGCUCAAACCCUGGUGAUUGGCAGGAGGAGCAGAGAAAUGUUGACAGCCAUUUUUUCUGAGCUCAACAACGGAGGAAACAUGGAUUCUUCACAAAAAAAUGGCAGCUGUUUGCUGUCUACUGGGGUGAGCAGACGCCACUGUUGCGCGGCCAGUUGACCGAGCCAUCUUGCCCAGGGAGCGAUCUCGGGGACCAGGAGGGACUGAUAACAGAGUGCGGUAGUGCGAGGAUACGUGGAGUAGGAGAAGCUUGCAGAGAAUUGGAGAAAGCCGGCAAGUAAACAAACAAACAGCCUGGUUCCUCUUCUGCUUCUGCGACGUCAUAGCGCCUGAUUGGCGUGUCGUAGUGACGUUCCAAACCCGAUUAACGUGAGUUUAUUUUUAUAUAUACUCGACUAUGUAGUCCGGCAUUAGUGGCAAUAUAUAUAACGAGUACAAAUAAUUAUGAUAAAAGAGAAUGUAUUUGCUUUGCCCAGUGCCAGUGUGUAGCCUCUGUCGGGUCUGACUUCUGCGUAACGUGACACGGGUCACGUGAUCAGUACCUCUCCUUUACUGCUGUGGAGCUUUUUGUGUGUGGGCUGAAGGGCACCAAGGAAGAAAAGGACACUGGUGGGGGGGGGGGAAACAGAAAAAAUGUGUUGAAAGUAUUGUCUGUGCCUAUCAAUGUAUUCAAUAUAUAAUGCAAACUUGAUUUCUGUCUUGUUGCUUGUUUUUUUAUUGUUUAUUAUUUUUGUGACACUCUCUAAGUAAAGGGCAUGCAUAGUGUUGGAAGUGUAUGGUCCUUGUGUAACGGUGGGUAAAACAAACAAUAGUGUAAAUAAGAUAGUAGCAUAUCCUAUAUGUUGGGAGGGAUACCCAACUGGCACCCCAGUACAAUAACUAUAGAAGGGAAGAUAAGGUCAAACUGUUACAUAAAAAAGUGGCACCCCAGAUGGGACUUGAAUAGAGUGUUGCACUGUAUGGAAACUUACAACAUCCAUAGAGGGGAACAAGUAAUAUGAUAAGAAGGAAAAAAUGAGUACAGAAGAUAAAACAAUGGACGGUUUUAUUGAUGCAUUAAUUGAAAAGGCAUCCCCCCCCCAACCACAAAAUGCACUACCACCUGUAACAUGCUCCACAGCAUAUUCACUUUUGGACAUGGAAUUGACAGGAGAGGAUCUACUGAAGUCUCCGUUGUCAGCUCAGUCUGUUACUCCCCAACCGAGUGAGUCUCUGGCCAUAUCUGGAGUUCAGUCCCAAAUGGUGAACCUAAAUCAAAAGGUGGACGGAAUGAAAAAAUAACAUGAAAACCACUCUCAUAGAGAUAAUGAAUGAGAAACAGAAAGAGUAUUUGGGACAUAUGGACGCUCAGAUGGAGUACAUUCUCACUCAGUUCAAAGCGACGUUGAGUUGGAGAUUGAAACAUCAUCAUACGGAGGUUCUCCAGGAAAUCAGCACCCUGCUUGCCCCAGUGACUGGAAGUGUUGCCUGUUUAUAUGAGGAGUUCACCCGCUUGCAGGGGGAGCUCUCUCAUUGUUCUAAAUUAGUUAAAGACAUGGCAGAGGAAUUUAUUGCAAGAAGUCAACCUAACCAGACAGAUAUGGUAGAUCAAUCCACUUCAAUUGUUUUCCAAGACCUGCCACCUAUAGUCACUUUUAGCAGGUCAAGACUUGAGUCUACAGCUCGUCAUCCAGCAAUUGGAGAACAAACGGCGCCAGUCCUUACCCCCUUGCCUUUAAAGAAAAGCAGAGAGACAGGGAAAAGCCCAAUUAAGUUACAAUUUCCUACAUAUGGGAAAUUAGAGGAUCCUUCAGACCCAUUACAGUAUUUAGAGCGCUGUGAAGACUAUUCGCUUAACUCACUGUCCGAUGAAGAGCUGAUGGCCACACUACGUAACGUGCUACACGGUACAGCCAGAGAUUGGUGGGAUGUUGCAAGGCAUAAAAUUCACACUUGGACAGAUUUCCAAGACCAGUUCCGAGCUGCGUUCCUCUCUGAGGACUAUGAAGAUGAGCUCGCUGAAAGGAUACGAACUCGAGUUCAAGGAGAAAAUGAAAGUAUUAGAGACUUUGUAUAUAUGUAUCACUCACUGUGCAGACGCUGGAAAUCGAAUAUUGAGGAGGAAGAUAUUAUUAAGUUGAUUCUAAAACAUAUCAAUCCCUCCUUGGCCAGCCAACUGCGUAGUAGCCGAGUCACCACUGUGGACGAGCUUGUUCGUUUGGGCCAGCAGUUGGAACAAGAUCGAGAUAAUCAACAUCACUAUGAUCAACGGAGGCAUGAAGCUGCAACACCCAGGCCUGCUGAAUCUCGACCACCAACCACUGAACAAACUGUGCGGCCGAAGACACAGAAUUAUAAUCAAAAACGGCCACCUGAACCAUUCUGUUGGCGAUGUAAGGGGAACCAUUUACCUGUCGUUUGUCCACAUGGAGGCUCUAAUCGGACCUCAUCACCACAAGGUCCUUCUCAGCCGGUAGCUAGACCAUCUCCGGUCCAAAACAAUCCUGCCACCGUUGGGUCUCUUACUACUUCGGAACCCCAGAGUGAAGUUGGGGUUGCUUUUCCCACCUCGGGUCGAUCUCUGCCAGUCCAGUUAAGAGUUCCUGUGACCCUUGGACCUUGGCAAGGAACUGCUAUCCUGGACACAGGAUCUUCAUAUACUCUGGUCAAUGAAAGGGUGUGGUCAGAACUUAAUGGAAAUAUUCAGCCCUGGGAGAGAGGGCCUUUGUAUUUGGCUGAUGGACAAGAAAGACAACCGUUUGGAUGGAGCGAAAUAAUCAUUACUGUACAAUCCCGAGCCAUUAGACUACCUUGUGUAAUCCUGCCCGUUCAAAGCCUUGCUUUUUCUGUGGUGCUGGGUCUUGAUUUCAUAUCCCUUUCCGGUCUACAAUUUGAUGUUUCGGAGCAGAGAUACUGGUUUAAAUUUAACCAGAGAAAACACUAUCAGUUCCUGCAAGAGUCAGCCACAUUGUCAAACUCACCCUCACAUCAGGUUGCCUUCUUCUCUGCUGUUGCUCCAACCCAAUUAUUAACAACUCCAUCAUGCCUUGAUCUCUUCCAGAACGCUGUCACCCAGGCUCACCUAGACGAAUUUGGUAAAAGAUUAUUAUAUUGCCAACUUCAGGAAAACUCUGCUGUGUGUACUGACGUUUUGGGAUGUACAGAGGUACUUACCCAUAAAAUUUACCUCUCGCAUGAUUUGCCCAUUAAACAAAAACCUUACAGAGUUUCUCCGGCCAAACUCCAAGUAAUUAAAGAACAUGUGGAUGACAUGCUUAAAAGGAACAUCAUUGAGCCCUCAUCCUCACCAUAUGCAGCUCCAGUUGUUCUGGUACCAAAAAAAAGUGACCCCAAACCUCGCUUUUGUGUUGAUUUCAGGAAGGUCAAUGCUGCUACUCAGACGGACUCAUAUCCUCUGCCCAACAUCCAAGAGAUCCUGGAAUCACUGGCUGGAGCUAGGAUUUUUACCACUCUAGACCUUAACAGUGGAUACUGGCAGGUCAAAAUGGAUCCAGACAGUUGUGAGAAGACUGCCUUUGUAUGUCCAUAUGGUUUAUUUCAGUUUAAAGUGAUGCCAUUUGGAUUAAAAAAUGCCCCCGCUACUUUCCAGCGGUUGAUGGAGAUUGUCCUUGGAGAGCUGCGUGGAAAUAUCUGUUUUGUUUAUCUUGAUGACAUUAUCAUCUACUCCCACUCUCAUCUACAACAUCAACAGGACAUACAAAAGGUUUUGGAUAAAUUGCGUGAAGCUAACCUCACAGUCAACAUGAAGAAAAGCCAGUUUUUCCGGACUUCACUUACAUUUCUGGGACAUGUUGUGUCAUCUGACGGUGUAGCAGUGGACACCGAGAAGAGCAAAGCUGUGCAGGAUUUUCCCGUCCCUCAGAACCUGAAACAGCUUCAGAGAUUUUUGGGCAUGGCUGGCUGGUAUCAUAGAUUUGUACCAAACUUCUCCACACUUACAGAACCAUUAAAUGCACUAAAAAGGAAGGGAGCAAAGUAUAUUUGGACUCCUACAUGCCAAACUUCAUUUGAGAAAUUAAAACAGCAUUUGACCUCUCCGCCAAUCCUUGGACAUCCUGAUUUUAACUUGCCCUUUGUGGUUUAUACCGAUGCCAGUGAUGUUGGUUUAGGAGCUGUGCUGGCCCAACAAACUGGACUGGGGACAGAGCAAGUGCUCGCCUUUGCCAGCCGUACCCUAAACGCAGCAGAGCGGAAUUACUCCACUACUGAGCAGGAGUGCCUAGCUGUAGUUUGGGCGAUUGAAAAAUGGCGUUAUUACCUGGAGGGGCGUCACUUUACUGUGAUUACGGAUCAUUCUUCUCUUGUCUGGGUUUUUAAAACACAGAAGCCAAGUACAAGGCUCAUUCGUUGGGCCUUGCGCCUCCAAGAAUUCUCAUUUACGGUUGAGUAUCGAAAAGGGAAAUCCAAUAUUGUUCCUGAUGCUCUAUCACGAGCUCCAUUGGAAAUGGAGUUUCCCCGUGCCACCUGUGCUGCUGUGCUCCGUUCUAACAGAGGAGUCAUUCCAUCUCAUUUCAACAAAUCUGAGGAAAUUUUGUUGCAUGACCUCCUCUGAUCAUCUCCAAACUUUUUUUUUAACUAUCCCAACAUAAGAAUAGAUUACUUGCAAAGUUUUAACAUCAUAUGAUUGCUAUUUGCUAAGUUAUAAAAUAUUUAAAUCCCUAUUUUUCCACUCGGAAAUUGAUAUGUUAGGUAGAAAGGCUUGAUUUAGGAAGAUAAUACUGGGAACUGACUGAUGAUAUAGACUUACAAGUGAUCUGAAGGGUUCAAACACCUUAACAAUAGAGCAGGAAAAAAAAAUUGGAAUGAAUAUACCCAUUUCUCUGUGGUACAGGGCAAUUUAAAAAUUUGGCGAAAAUGGCAUUUUUCAAGAAUUUAGGCAUUUUUUUCACAAAUUUUAAUAAGUAACAAGGUUCAUAUGUUAUAAAAAUCUCAAAGUACCUUAAAAGUUCUCUCUAACCUAAAAAUAUCCAAGAGCUAGCUAGUCUCCUUAGACCUCAAAACGAUGCCUAUUUAUGAAACAGACUGAAAAACACCAUACAUAUAUUGGCACAGAAACCAAUGUGGGACAUGGAGUAGAAACAUGAAACU
This is a messenger RNA of Acanthochromis polyacanthus (spiny chromis), 12125 nucleotides long. RefSeq names its product gastrula zinc finger protein XlCGF26.1-like. Lineage: Eukaryota; Metazoa; Chordata; Actinopteri; Pomacentridae. Gene Ontology annotation, cellular component: nucleus. Bases 8320 to 11589 code for a protein of 1089 amino acids. Gene Ontology annotation, molecular function: aspartic-type endopeptidase activity; DNA-binding transcription factor activity, RNA polymerase II-specific; RNA polymerase II cis-regulatory region sequence-specific DNA binding. The record is from RefSeq and is a predicted model, not a curated record. Gene Ontology annotation, biological process: regulation of transcription by RNA polymerase II; proteolysis; central nervous system development. The transcript has 5 exons.